This is a messenger RNA of Akanthomyces muscarius, 603 nucleotides long. RefSeq lists its product as uncharacterized. Gene Ontology annotation, cellular component: endoplasmic reticulum membrane. NCBI's taxonomy places the organism in Eukaryota, Fungi, Ascomycota, Sordariomycetes, Hypocreales, Cordycipitaceae. The transcript has a single exon. Gene Ontology annotation, biological process: vacuolar proton-transporting V-type ATPase complex assembly. Bases 1 to 603 code for a protein of 200 amino acids. The record is from RefSeq and is a predicted model, not a curated record.
AUGUCUUCCUUUAUGGUCGAGCUGUGGGAGUCCAUCUUCGUUCCUGGGCCCACGCCCGUGAUCCUGCGCGCGACCAACGCCACCUUCGCCGCGCUCCAGGUCACGCUGUUUGCGCUCCUUGUCAGCACAUACAGCAUCCACUUUGUGAUCCUUUCCGUCCUCUCCGCCGGCCUGUGGUGGUCCAUCAACUGGUUCGCAGCCGAGUUGGCGGCCGCGAAAGCACGUGGGGAUAUUCCUGCUGGCGACGGCGACGACGCCGGCGGCGGCGACCCGGCUCCCGCCGACGGCAAGAAAGUCGCCGGGCAGACGGCUACGACGGCGGCGGCACCGGCACCAACAGCGCCCAAGGAGAACAGCGAUGAGGAUACCGAGGUGGAGAGCCAGGCAAAGCAGCGAGGCAGGAAGAGUAAGAAGAAGAGCAAAGGCAAUGUUGCUGGCGUGGCCAAAUCAUCGGCAGAUGUCGAAGCGGUCGAGGCAAAGGGAGAAUUGAAGCAUCGUGUGGCGUCCCUGUCGGACUCGACAGGCUUCACGUCCCAGUCGAGUGUCAGCACCGAGGACGAGUGGGAGAAGGUCUCAGAGAGUGAGAACGACAAGACCAAGUAA